This is a messenger RNA of Oryctolagus cuniculus (rabbit), 9508 nucleotides long. Lineage: Eukaryota; Metazoa; Chordata; Mammalia; Lagomorpha; Leporidae. The record is from RefSeq and is a predicted model, not a curated record.
GGCCACCUGGGGUAGUUUCUUUCCGGGUUGGGAGCGCGCGCCUGCAGCUGUUGGGGCCGGGGGCGGCGGGUCGCGGCGCGGGGCGAGGGCGGCGCGGGGCCGCGGUCCCCGCCCGCGCCCCGCAGCCGGCUCGGGGCUGCUUCCCGAGCCGGCACCUCCAUUCCCCCCUCCUCCUAGCAGGCGCUGCGCUUUGUUCCGCGCAGCGUCGCGAGGGGUUUUCCCAGGCUCCGCCCUCCACAUUCAUUCAUGUUUUUCCUCCCGGCGACUGUCUGUACGCGUCUUGAUCGUGCCAUGGUUUUGCUCCUUGCAGCGUGUGCGUGUGCCUGUGUGCCGGGGAGAGGGCCGGCCGCCUCGGGGCUGCGGGCUCUGGAAGUGCCCACUUGCCCGCGCCAGGGUUGAGCCGUGGGGUGGGCAGCGGCGGGCCGUGACGGAUCGGGGAUUUGCAUAUUUUACGCGUGUGCCCCGGAUCCCGGGCGGUCACGUGCCCGGGCUGCAGUCGGAGUUCACGCUUUGGAAACUUGGGCUCGCCGUGGUCGGGGGUGCGCUCAGCUCGCGCGGGCCUCUGGUGCCUGCAUUCGCCGUAGCAUCAGGGUCUCUCUGAAUGCGGUAGCGGGUGUUUUUCUGCAGGAGCCACCACUUCUCCACGGUGCUGGAUGAGCGGCGUAGUUAUUGGACCGUCAUUUUUCAUAUGCAGUUUAAAAAAAAAAACGCGUGCAGUUAGAAAUGCAAAUAUUUGCUUGCCGUGCUGACAGGGAGCCCUAUCAGGAAUCAAACACAGAGGUUGACGGUGGCCUGAAUUCCUCCUGUUUGGUUGCUGUAAUGGAACUCGCUGUAGGAUAGGAGAUGCGUUCCUGGCCCUGGAGGCUCUCCUAAGGAGAAUCGAUCCGUCCGCACUCCUGUGUGGCAGGCGAAAACACCCACGCCGGCGCAUGGAUUAAUUGAUGUACAAAGUUUAUGGAGCCAUCUUUUGUAACCCGUUCUUGGUACAGUUUGUAAACACAACAAGGAGCCCCUGAAUCAAAGAAGAUGCCUCGAACAAAACAGAUUCACCCUAGAAAUCUACGAGGGCUGCAUUCUGUGCAAACAUUGCGGAGUGCACUUGCACAGACGUGGAUGGGUGGCACAGAGCCCUCCCUGCACCUGGUGGCGUGUCACUGUACCGAGUACCUGAGACAGUUGUCAUACAGUGGUGUUCAGUGUCUGCAUGGACUAAGAGUGCAGAAACAAUACGGUGUAAAAGACAAAAUUGAAGAAGCACAAAAAGAACUGAACGGGGCAGAAGUUUCAAAAAAAGAAAUCCUAGAGGCUGGUAUUAAAGGGGCUUCGGAAUCCCUCAAAGGUGUGAAACGGAAGAAGAUUGUAGCCGAGAAUCACCUGAAAAAGAUACCAAAGUCCCCGCUGAGGAACCCUCUGCAGGCGAAACAGAAACAAAACACAGAGGAGGCAGCCUUCGCUGCCCCUCAGGGCGCUGCGGGGGCGCAGAGGAGGCAGAACCCCCUCUCUGUAAAGAACGGGAAGCAGCUCACCAGGCAGAAUGGGGACGCACCUGCGAUAGCCGCCGAGGACAGCGUCUCCCCCAAGAAGCCCCCGUUUGUCCAGCACGCGGCGGAGCUGCGCAGGUGGAGGUCGGAGGGCCCCGGGCCGGCCAGGGUCGGCGUCCUCGAUGGCAAACGGGACUCCCCGGCAGGCGCGGCCAGGCCCGCGGGCCGAGAUGGUGGCGCCUCGCCUUGCAGAGCGCCCUCCCCACCCUACACCGCGACCGCUUUCGAUGUGCUACUGAAGGCCAUGGAGCCGGAGCUGAGCACCUUGUCACAGAAGGGCUCCGCGGGUGCAAUGAAGGCUGAAAAACCACGAGCCAGCAAAACCGGACGGUCGCCUUCCAGGUUAAAAACCAGCUCCGUGGACGCCCCUGGCCAGCCCGCGUGCGAGUCAGCCGCUGGACCCCAGCCUGCUCCGGGGGCCUUGUUUGCCGCACACGUGGCCACUGUACAGCAGGAACAGGCACCAGCCCAGCCCGCGUCUCGGCCCUACAGUCGGCACGAACACUUCGUCUCCCAGCCCAGCCAGCAUCACCAACAGCUUCCCGGAUGCUCCGGGUUCGUGGGAGCGCAGCCGACGCUGCAAAGUCGGGAGAACGCCAACCUUGAGCAAGUGCAUAACACCACGGUGACGUCAUCUGUGGGCCCCCCCUGCCCUUCCAGAACUCAGGUUACACCCCAAAGCCAGCACCUGGAGGUCGCGGCGCCUCUGUCCGUUAGUCCAGUCACUUCCGCCCAGUCGCCCCCCGCACCCGUUUACAACUCAGUGGUGAAUCAAAGCGUCGAGCAGAUGUGCAACCUUCUUCUAAAGGACCAGAAGCCAAAAAAGCAAGGGAAGUACAUCUGUGAGUACUGCAGCAGAGCCUGUGCCAAGCCCAGCGUGCUCCUGAAACACAUCCGCUCCCACACCGGGGAGCGCCCCUACCCCUGUGUGACCUGCGGGUUUUCAUUUAAGACCAAAAGCAACCUGUACAAGCACAAAAAGUCCCACGCACACACCAUCAAACUGGGCCUCGUCUUGCAGCCAGAUGCUGGCGGCUUGUUCCUGUCCCAGGAGUCCCCCAAAGCCCUGAGCAUCCACUCGGAUGCCGAGGACAGCGGGGAGAGCGAGGAGGAGGGUGCCCCCGAAGAGAGACCGAGCGACCCUGGUGCCAUGAAGCUGCAGCCGGUGCAGGUGACGAAGAGGCUGUCAGGCACUGAGGCUUUACUGGCCUCGAGUUCUGUCCUGGGCCGCGCAGACCGUGCAGUGGACAGAUCUGCAGAGUCUGUGACGGACUUACCCAAAGUGGUGGUCCACCCCAGCACCGUGUCCCCCGCGAGGACUGACGCCCCGAAGGCCGUCAGCCCCAAGCUUGAACUUGUGAGUGCCCAGAGGCACAAGGAGCUCCAGGUCCCACACGUGCUGUCACCCUCGGCCGGCGCGAGCCCCCUCGAGAUGGACGAGCAGUCCCACCGGAAAGGGGACGCGAGCCAGCCGGAGGGCAAAGCAGACGCUGCAGCGGGGACAGCGCACGCCCAGCUCCAGAGGCAGCAGGCCACCGACUGCUCGCAGGAGCAGCAGGGAAAGCUGCUGAGCCCUCGCAGCCUGGGGAGUACGGACUCGGGCUAUUUUUCCCGCUCCGAAAGCGCCGAUCAGGCGGUGAGCCCGCCCACGCCCUUUGCCAGGACGCUCCCAGCCCCCGAGCAAGACGCCAGCAAGGCUGCUGGGCUGCCCGGGCCUCGCGGCAGCGCGCCUGCACCCUCUGCUUUCCCGCCGGGGGACAGGGGUCAGCUCUUGCCAGGUCAGAUGCGCCCACCGCUGGCGACAAAGACCCUGGAGGAGCGGAUCUCCAAGCUCAUCUCGGACAAUGAGGCCCUGGUGGACAACAAGCAGCUGGACAGCGUCAAGCCCCGGAGGACGUCGCUCUCGCGGCGGGGGAGCAUCGACUCCCCCAAGUCGUACAUUUUCAAGGACUCUUUCCAGUUUGAUUUGAAGCCAAUGGGGCGGAGGACGAGCUCCAGCUCGGACAUCCCCAAGUCCCCGUUCACCCCCACCGAGAAAUCCAAGCAGGUGUUUCUUCUGUCCGUCCCUUCCCUGGACUGCUUGCCGAUCACCAGGAGUAACUCCAUGCCCACCACGGGUUACUCGGCGGUCCCUGCAAGCAUCAUCCCUCCCCCACAUCCUCUGCGAGGAAGCCAGUCGUUCGAUGACAAGAUCGGCGCGUUCUACGAUGACGUCUUCGUGUCUGGCCCUAACCCCUCCGUGCCCCCCAGCGGCCACCCCCGCACGCUGGUCAGACAGGCAGCGGUGGAAGACGCAUCCGCAGGGGACCACCAGGCGCUCGGCCCCGGGCAGCCCUCGGAGGAGAGCCUACACGGCUGCCAGGCCGCCGGCGAAGGUGUGGCAGCGGCCAGGGGCAAGGCGCCGGCCCCAGGCGCGCACCCAGAAAAGAAGAAGUCCCACCAAGGGCGGGGGACGAUGUUUGAGUGCGAAACCUGCAGAAACAGGUACCGGAAACUGGAGAACUUUGAAAACCAUAAGAAAUUUUACUGCUCGGAGUUACAUGGACCGAAGACCAAGGUGGCCCUGAGGGAGCCAGAGCAGAGCCUGGUGGCUGGCGGCGCGCAGCCUCAGAUGCUGCACUACCGAGUGGCCGGCUCCACAGGCAUCUGGGAGCAGACGCCGCAGGUCAGGAAGAGGCGCAAGAUGAAAAGCGUGGGCGACGAGGAGGAGCUCCAGCAGACAGAUGGCGGGGCAGCCCCGCAGAGCUGCGAGGCCCCCGCGUCUCAGAGCGCCCUGGGCUCCGCGCCCGCCGCGGCCCCCACGCGGGAGCCCCAGCGCAGAAGCACACACCUGCAGAGCUCCCAGGUCCAGCUGGCAGCCAGGGGCCUCGACCAGCCCGCGGACGCGAAGCUGACCACCAUCGCGGAGCAGCACCUGGGCCCGGCCGCCAUGGACAAGGGCGAGCUGGCAAGGAUCGGGAGUGGGAUCUCGGUCAUCCAGCACACCAACUCCCUGAGCAGGCCCGGCUCGCUUGACAAGCCCGAGCCUUCUGAAGGCGGGCCCCCCGGGUCCCUCCAGGAGCUGGGCAGGACGGGCAAGCCCGGGGCUCUGAAGGUAGUAGGGGGCUCCCAAGAGGAAGCCCACCCUUCUCGCGAAGCGGCGCCCCUUGCCCAGCCCGCGCCAGCGGGGCCCCUCAGAGGAGAGCCGCAGGAGGGCUCCAGGAAGAUGUCUGGUGAGCGGCACGUGUUGGGACAGCCCUCGAGACUUGUCCGGCAACACAACAUCCAAGUCCCGGAAAUUCUGGUCACCGAAGAACCAGAUCGGGACCUGGAAGCCCAGAGCCACGACCCAGAAAAAUCCGAGAAGUUCAGCUGGCCUCAGCGCAGCGAGACCCUGUCCAAGCUGCCCACCGAGAAGCUGCCGCCCAAGAAGAAGCGGCUGCGGCUGGCCGAGAUGGAGCGCUCCUCCACGGAGUCGAGUUUCGACUCCACCCUGUCCAGGAGCCUCAGCAGGGACAGCAGCUUGUCGCACACGUCAAGCUUCUCGGCCUCCUUCGACACGGAGGACGUCUCGCCCAAAGCCGAGUGUCUAAAUAAAGCGGAGUUUCUUUUGAUUCCGCCCGCCUCCAAUACUCUGAGCGUUCCCGGCGGUCCCCGGGAGAUGAGGCGCGCAGCCUCGGAGCAGAUCGGUUGCGUGCAGACGUCCAUGGAGGUCUCGGAUCUCAGAAGCAAGUCCUUUGACUGUGGAAGUGUGACUCCGCCCCGCCCGGCCCGGCUCCCGCUCCGGGAGCCACAGCCUUCUGCCUCCCCCGGGCACGUGCCACUCUUGGAGAGGCGGCGUGGCCCGCUGAUCCGGCAGAUUUCCUUAAACAUAGCUCCCGAAGGGCUUUCCUCUUCCUCGCCAGCACACCCAGCCAGCACAGUGCCGCUUCUGGUCCCCGCACUCCCCGCACCGCCUCUGCCCGAGUUCCCCGCACCAGGUAAGGACCUGCGGCCAGAAGCAGCGAAUUCCGGCUCCAGUAGCAUCCUUCCCGGGCAACAGAUUUUCGGCACCAAUCUGCUAAAUCGAAGCCAUGCACCCCUCAGCCGCCAGAACGCUCAGUCGGCCCCGCACGUGUCUUCACAGGGCGACCACCCAGGUGCAGGUCCUGGUCCACGAGACGCCUCCAAAAACGAGGACUGCUUUGCUCCCAAAUACCAGCUUCAUUGUCAGGUUCUGGCUUCAGGCAAGUCUUCCCCCUCCAGUCCCGCCCACGCUUUGCCAAAUCAAGCCCUGUCCGAUCCAGCCGGAGUGGAUCAUGGCGCCAUGGCGGCGGUGUUACCCAGCGAGUUAGGAGAUCUCAGGUCAAGGUCAUGUCCUCGCCCCCCGCCGGAGCUGGGGCCCCUGGGCGGUCAGGGGCAGAAGGUGCCGCCCUCCUUCGUCCUGCCUGUGCCUCUUCAUGGCAGUGUGCCCGCCUACUGUUUCCCUGCCGUGACCUCUCUGCCACAAAUCCUAGUGACCCAGGAUUUGUCCAGUCAGCCAAUUUGCCAGGCUAAUCCUAGUAUCGUGCCAGUCAGCGAAGAGCUGAACUCCGUGCCAAGAUCACAAAAGGAUGAGCAGACGGCUUUGCCAAACUCCAAGAAGGAACUUGUCUGCGAUCUUGCUUUCUCAGAGCCGGGCCCGAGUCCUGUCUUGGAAUCCUCAGCCCUGACUCCGAAGAUGUCCGUGGGCAGGCUUUCCCCCCAGCAGGAGUCUUCAGCUUCCAGUAAAAGGAUGCUCUCCCCGGCCAACAGUUUGGACAUUGCCAUGGAGAAACACCAGAAGCGGGCGAAAGAUGAAAAUGGAGCCGUGUGUGCCCCCGAGGCCAGGCCGCCCGAGCCACCGAGUUCCAGAGCCGGUGAGGUCAACAAGCAGAAGAAACCCGUCCUGGUGAGGCAGGUGUGCACCACCGAGCCCCUGGAUGGCGCCGCCGCCGCGGCGGAACAGGGGGCGUUUUCUCAACCCGACGUUAGCAGCGGCGCGUCUGUUCAUUUGACGGAUGUUUUGCCGGCUGAUAGUUCCUCCUCGGGACCCGUAAGUGAAGCGCAGGAGUCUGAGAGCAUCAAGUCCCCCGCACCCUCAGGAAAUUCUCCCGUCCGUCCAGAAACCACUCACGUUUCUCCUCCACAGUGCGCACGUGGUGACCAAGAAAGGAAGUCCCCAGGGGUCCGAGUGACCGGCCAAGAUCCAAGGCAGCUAGCAGGGACCACUCUCCCACUGGGUGACACCAGGGACACGCAGCAGCUGGCCUUCCCCAGCCUCAAGACGGCAACCGGCUUUACGUGGUGUUACCUGUCAAGGCGGAAGUCACUGCCGUGGCCUCAGCGUGACCAGAGGACGUCGGCCUAUUCCGACUGGACCGUCAGCUCCAGGGAUCCAAACCCACUUGGUUUGCCUACAAAGGUUGCUCUUUCUCUUCUUAACUCCAAGCAGAAGACUGGAAAAUCGCUGUAUUGUCAAGCAAUAACCACCCAUUCAAAAUCAGAUCUGUUGGUCUAUUCGAGCAAGUGGAAAAGCAACUUAGGCAAGAGAGCAUUAGGUAAUCAAAAGUCCACAGUAGUUGAAUUCAGCAAUAAAGAUGCCUCUGAAAUUAACAGUGAGCAAGAUAAAGAAAAUUCCUUAAUCAAAAGUGAACCGAGAAGAAUUAAAAUAUUUGAUGGAGGAUACAAAUCAAAUGAAGAGUAUGUCUAUGUCCGAGGCAGGGGAAGAGGAAAGUACAUUUGUGAAGAAUGUGGAAUACGUUGUAAGAAACCUAGCAUGUUAAAGAAACACAUACGGACCCACACAGAUGUCCGCCCCUACCACUGCACUUACUGUAACUUCUCCUUUAAGACCAAAGGAAAUCUGACAAAACACAUGAAGUCCAAGGCACAUAGCAAGAAAUGUGUGGAUUUAGGCGUCUCAGUAGGUUUAAUAGAUGAACAAGAUACAGAAGAAUCAGAUGAAAAGCAGAGGUUCAGUUAUGAGCGGUCCGGCUAUGACCUGGAAGAAUCGGAUGGCCCCGAUGAGGAAGAGAACGAGAACGAAGAUGAUGACGAAGACAGCCAGGCCGAGUCGGUCCUGUCGGCCGCACCCUCGGUUCCAGCCAGCCCCCAGCACCUUCCCUGCCGAGGCGGCCUGCCGGAGCCGGUGAGCGCUGACGAGGACAGCAGGACGCCCGACUGCUGCUCGGGGCUGCACGCCGACCCCAUGGACGUGCUGCCCCGGGCGCUGCUCACCAAGAUGACGGUGCUGAGCGCCGUGCGAUCCGGCUGCGGCCGGAAGACGGACUCACCAGUGAAGGCCAGGCUGCCUGCUGCCAAGGACGAGGGCCGGGGGCCGCCUGGUGCAGACCCCGCCCCCAGAGCUGCGCCGCGGUCCCCGUGUCGGCAGAUGUCCGUGGACUACCCUGAAGCAGAGGAAAUUCUCAGCAGUCCUGCGGCGGGAAAGAACUUGUCCCCUGCGGGACUGCCCGCCGCCAGCCCGCACAGCCCCUCGCCUGCAGCGGGGGUGCCGGCCCAGGCCUCGCCUCGUCCGGACACACAAGAGCAGAAGCAGCAGGCCACGCAGCGCCCGACUCCCGGCUCACCCUCGCCCUCGCCCCAGACGCACCUGUUCAGCCACCUGCCGCUGCAUUCGCAGCAGCAGUCCCGAACACCUUACAACAUGGUCCCCGUCGGGGGCAUCCACGUGGUCCCCGCCGGCCUCACCUACUCCACCUUUGUACCCAUUCAGGCGGGGCCCAUGCAGCUGGCCAUCCCCGCCGUGAGUGUCCUCCACAGGACCAUGGGCACCCCUGCGGAUGCUGCGGCAGAAGCGCCCGGCACCGCGCAGCCCCCCAGCAGCGUCGUGCCCUGCAUUCCCAUUGGCCAGAUCCGGGUGCCUGGCCUGCAGAGGCUGAGGCCGCCGGGCAGCCUGGAGACGGUCAGCAUCGUGGGCCUGGCCGGCGGCAGCGUGGGCCCACAGGUGCAGCCGCCGGGCCUGGCGCUCAACGCCGUGGGGCUGCAGGUUCUGGCCGCAAACCCUGCCUCGCAGAGCGGCGCCGCCCCGCAGGCCCACAUCCCCGGGCUGCAGAUCUUGAACAUCGCCUUGCCUGCGCUGAUCCCCUCGGUCAGUCAGGUGCCCGUGGACGCCCACGGGGCCCCCGAGCUGCCAGUCUCCCAGAGCAAAGCGCGCGACACACAACCCAAGCAGACUGAUGUAGCCCCCGCCAACCAGGGCAGCAGGACCGAGUCUCCUCAGGGGUCGCCGGGAGCCCCGCCGGAGCCACCUGUGCCCGAGGGCGCAGGUGCAGCGGGCGCGGAGCACCAGACGCCCCGGCCGGAGCUGCCGUCGGCUCAGGGCCAGCCGGCAGCCCCGGACAGCCAGGCGCCCCGGCCGGCGCCGCCACCCCGCAGGCCGCCCGCCGCACCGCUGAGCGACGCCAGCAGCGACGACGAGGACCGGCUGGUGAUCGCGACCUAGAGGUUCUUUUCUAUCGUUUGUCCUUUUCUAAUAACACUUGCAGGUGUCUUUGAAAGCCCUCCUUUCCUUAAAGCACAUUUUUCUGACAUGAACUCAUGACUAAUCUUUGUGCAAUCAUGAACUUUUGACCAAUAAUUGUUUUGUGUCAGCUCCAGCCAUUUUGUACAUGUUGUAUAGACAAUUGUGCCUUUUAGGAGUUUUAUGUUUAGCUACUGUACAGUUUGUUGAAUAUCUAUAUACAUAAAAAAUAUAUUCUAUAUGUCGAUGAGAACAGGCAGUUACUUGUGUUUAGUAAGAAGAACCUGUCCAAUAAAUCAGCUGAUUAAAUUAUAUGUUGCACUGUUAAAUGCGGAUUUCUCUGGCCGUGGGGCAGUUUCUGCGUGUGAAUUAGUAUGUAAACUCCAUAUUUAUUGUGUUCCUAUUAGUCUCUGAGAAUGGUCUGCCCUACAGUGUAAGACAGCGACUACACUGCAGACAGAUUCUCUGUGUUCCGAAACGUUUCAGUAAAAUACUGUUCGCUGACUUC